This is a messenger RNA of Cyprinus carpio (common carp), 3532 nucleotides long. RefSeq names its product platelet-activating factor acetylhydrolase 1b, regulatory subunit 1b (gene pafah1b1b). Gene Ontology annotation, cellular component: microtubule associated complex; cytoplasmic microtubule; kinetochore. Gene Ontology annotation, biological process: nuclear migration; vesicle transport along microtubule; microtubule organizing center organization. Gene Ontology annotation, molecular function: dynein complex binding; microtubule plus-end binding. The record is from RefSeq and is a predicted model, not a curated record. NCBI's taxonomy places the organism in Eukaryota, Metazoa, Chordata, Actinopteri, Cypriniformes, Cyprinidae.
AGGUUAUGAUGUAAGUGACCGGCCGCUGUGAUCCUCAAGGCGUGCGCGCCCCCGGCCGCGUCAUCAGUAGACGGUUAUGCGGCGCAGAAAUCAGGAGCAGAAACAGCGCUGACUGAGCCGCAAAAUCGGAAGUGACUUUCAGCGGAGACACGUCUCAGUCGUUUUUACUUUUUUACCUGGCUGCGAUAUCUGGCAGAUGAGACACCCCUCGUAUUAAAAGAUGGCAAGUUGAUCAAAUUGGUGUUAGUUCCAGUGGGUCAUCAAUUUUGUCUUGUGUGUCACUGUGGACAAAGUCUACAGGCUGCAAAAGUGACGUCGGUUUGCACAAGAGUGUGAGAUUGUGUCUCUCAUCCAACAAUUCGUCCUGCUGAGGAGCUGCUCCGGACUGUUUGCCAGCUCCCUACUUGGGGCAGAGACAGCACCCCCACUCUCCUGCCAAAAUGGUGCUGUCACAGAGGCAACGAGACGAACUAAAUCGAGCAAUAGCAGAUUAUUUGCGCUCUAAUGGCUAUGAAGAAGCAUAUUCUGUUUUUAAGAAGGAGGCAGAGUUGGAUAUGAAUGAAGAGAUGGACAAGAAGUAUGCAGGCCUUUUGGAAAAGAAAUGGACUUCAGUCAUCAGAUUACAAAAAAAGGUAAUGGAGUUGGAGUCCAAACUAAAUGAAGCUAAGGAAGAGAUCACUUUAGGAGGCCCCGUGGGACAGAAACGAGAUCCCAAAGAGUGGAUCCCACGCCCGCCUGAGAAGUACGCCCUCAGCGGCCACAGAAGCCCUGUCACACGUGUCAUCUUCCACCCUGUGUUCAGCCUCAUGGUCUCCGCCUCAGAGGACGCCACUAUAAAGGUUUGGGACUACGAGGCUGGGGAUUUCGAGCGUACCCUGAAGGGUCACACUGACUCCGUGCAGGACAUCUCCUUUGAUCAGAAUGGAAAGCUGCUGGCUUCUUGCUCCGCAGACAUGACCAUCAAACUCUGGGACUUCCAGGGCUUUGAGUGCAUCAGGACCAUGCACGGACAUGAUCACAAUGUGUCGUCAGUUGCCAUCAUGCCCAACGGUGAUCACAUAGUGUCUGCUUCCAGGGAUAAGACCAUUAAAAUGUGGGAGGUGGCCACUGGCUACUGUGUGAAGACGUUCACGGGUCACAGGGAGUGGGUGCGUAUGGUCCGGCCCAAUCAAGACGGCACACUAUUGGCCAGCUGCUCUAAUGACCAGACGGUGCGCGUGUGGGUGGUGGCCACCAAGGAGUGCAAGGCGGAGCUGCGGGAGCACGAGCAUGUGGUGGAGUGCAUUUCCUGGGCCCCUGAGAGUGCACACCCCACCAUAUCUGAGGCUACAGGAUCUGAGAACAAGAAGAGUGGAAAGCCUGGGCCAUUCCUGCUAUCCGGAUCCAGAGACAAGACCAUUAAAAUGUGGGACAUAAGUACUGGCAUGUGCCUUAUGACACUGGUCGGUCAUGAUAACUGGGUGCGUGGAGUGCUGUUCCAUCCUGGUGGGAGAUUUGUAGUGAGCUGUGCUGAUGACAAGACCCUGCGUAUCUGGGACUAUAAGAACAAGCGCUGUAUGAAGACCCUGAGUGCCCAUGAACACUUUGUUACCUCUCUGGAUUUCCACAAGACUUCUCCUUACGUGGUGACAGGAAGUGUAGAUCAAACAGUCAAAGUGUGGGAAUGUCGUUGAUCGCCAUAGGAUCCGCCCCUUCCCUUUCCCCCCAACGCCAUCACUUUGGCCACUCCCACACCUGCUCUUCAGGAUGCACUCAUUACUAUGGUUACCACCCCAUCCAGCUCUCUUCUAAUAACUAUUGUCCUUUUAUGUAAAUUACUCUGGAUGUAGUUUGAGCUUAUUAAAUGUUACACAAGACACUCACAAGGUAAAAAAAAAAAAAAAAGAAAUGAGUCAAAAGUAAACAAGUAUUCUUGCAUGGUGAAUCCAGACCUUGUAUACUGUACAUUUUUUGCUUCUCCUCAUCUAAAGUACCGUAGGGAUGCGGAGCACAGGUGUUGCUCUCGCCUCAAGCGUUUCUGAACAGAAGGCAGAGUUCAGGAUACAGGGCACUCAAAACCGUUCUGUUGGACGUUUACGUUUUCUUUCUUUGACGUUUGUCACAUUCUGCUUUACAGAAUGCUUUAAAUAUUUAAACUGACUGAAGAUGAACAGCUUGACGUGUCUGUUCCGGGGGUCUGUAAUGUAAUUUAACCGUGUGAACGCCUGGAUGCUCAAAAGAUUCGUCACUUUAAGAAGUGGUAACAACUUCAGUUCACAUUAUUGAACCGUUCUCAUCCAUAAAGUCCUUUGUGUUUAAAAAGCAGGCAAAUCUACAGGCAAUCCCAUUAGAAACUAAGUGCAGGAAACACGAUAUGAGCUUUUAAAAGGACAUGGAUCAGUAAAGUGCACUUGUCCCUGGAGAAAUUAGGGUUUACAUUUUUUGUUUUUUGCUUUCUUUUUUUUUUGUUUUUUGUACAGAAGAUAUCAUUCUGACACCCUCCGUCACCACGUCUUGGAAAUGGAGGACUUUGACAUACUUUAUUUACUGAUAGAGGGCAAGUGAAGUGCCAUUUUACUUAUUCUUAAUUGCGCACAUUCACCAUUUCUAGUACUGUGUUCAACUUUCGGGACAAAUGCAGCUACAUCUCAUCCACGGUCUGAUUUCCUCCCAGAUUUCACUCUGACUGCCCUCAUUCUGCCUCCCUAUUCUCAAAAAUGACUUCAUUCGGUCAUAGGCUUCAUUAACCCCUCCUCCUCGCGAAACGCUCUGCGUCAUUGAUAUAGCGCUUUCAUUGCUUCGUCAUUCUGCUGCUUGCUUGCACCAUCUGCUGCCCGUCCGCUUGUGCACGCGUUUGUGAAGACUUCAGGAGACGAUGCCCGUACGGGCUUUUUGAUGUGCUCUGUGGUACUGCUCAGUGACCAUGUGCCGAUGAGCUCUAGUCAGUCUCUCUUGAUUCAGGGAGGUUUUUGGCAUUGCAGAAGAAGACGCUCUUUUUAAGGGCGUCACCUCCACCGUAGAUCAACGUGCAAUAUCUAUAGGCUGCUCUGUGUUAACUAUUAAGGUGUGUAUGUGUUUUCUAUGAACACAGUUCUAGGAAGAUGGCCUCCUGAUCAGAUUAACAGGGCAGACAGACGAAAGUCCGACAGGAGCGAGUUUGAAAGGUACUCCACUGGCUGCCGUACAAGGCAACAAUUAGCAACUUAUAAGACUACAUCAGUGGUGAGUAGUUUGCUGUGCUUGUUGGUCCGCAGCGUACUGUUUCCAACAGUAGAGUCAUGUAUGCCCAACCACUGCCAUCCUAAAGCUGUGUAUGUAGAAUCUAUGGAUGUGUGCGUGGGCGUCACUUCCUGCAGACUCUGACUCCAGCUAUUCGCUUUCUCUGCCUUGUUAAUGUACUGAGAAUCCCCAAUAUCGAGGACUUCAUUCUGCUUUUUGUGGUCUCACUGUUGACACACACUCGUGCACUCACAUAAAUAAAUAAUUGUCCAUCAGUAUAUCUUGAUGUCAUUGUUUGCAACAUAAUUAAAAUAAUAAAAUAUCUGUAAAUAUA